Molecule: messenger RNA, 836 nt
Organism: Diachasma alloeum
Lineage: Eukaryota; Metazoa; Arthropoda; Insecta; Hymenoptera; Braconidae
Exons: 5
Coding region: 44-754 (236 amino acids)
Source: RefSeq, a predicted model, not a curated record
CGUUCAUCCACAGGUGCUAAUAGAUCUGAAUCAAUUCAUCGAAAUGAAGACAUUGGGUGUUCUCUGCUGCCUUCUGCCAUUGGCAGUCAUUUGUGCGGUUACGGAGAAGGAACUGUAUCAGUAUGCAAUUCUCCAUACCAACAUCAGAAUGUACAGCCAGAAUGUGUCGUCAUUCCUGUUGGGUGUUGACCUUCUGGUUCAGCAGUUGGCUGAGAAAUUCCAUCGGAACCUCAGUUCCCUUCGAGUAGAUUACGCAGUCGAGAGGUUCCCACAGUUCGAGAUAAAGUAUAAAGCGAAAGCCGCGGAGUUCGCAAAAAAUACAGAUUUGAAUAAAGACUGUUCUAAAUACAUCGCGGAUCUCCUCAGAGAGAAUGAAGUACAUAAGGGCCAGCUGGCGAGUUACGCAGCUACGGCUGUGCAAUCUUGGAAAGACGGAAUCUACCAGUUUCAUAAGGCGAUAGCUAACACAAGACUCGCGCUUGCUAACGGCGAGGUGGAGGCUGCUGAUUGCGGUGCUCUCCUAGAUCAGGAUGAUGAGACGCUUGCUUACAAUUGUGCGCUCAAGGUUUUAACGAAUGUUAAAAAACUCGAUGAUGAGACGAUUGGAUCAAUUUAUAAUCGAACAACAGAGAUGGAUCAAAUUCACGAUGCAGCUCUGAAUAAUUUGCAUCAGUCGAUCAAAGACAGGUUCAUUCCAGAAUUCUAUAACACAGUCGGAAUAGAUGGUUGGCUGGCGGAUUAUUGUCCGUCAUAAAUUGUUAUCUGAGGACUUCUGGAAGAUGCCCAUCGCAGCCAACAUAGGAAAAUAUGACAUCAAAUCGCUGUGAUAGUCACAA